AUGCCACCAACGUGGCCAGACGUAGUCGCACUAAUUCGCCAUGUCGUCACACCUCUCAACUCUUCGAACAACAAAGUCCAAUCCAGUUUACUAGAGGGUGAAAGUGAAGUUGAUGCGGCAGCGUCAGACGACCCACUAGUUUCACUUCUAGACAACAACGUUAUCCAAAACGAACGGAUCAGUCAUGGGCUUAAUACAUACAAACCAGUAGACGCUAAUGUCACACAUUCCGAUAAGAAACAUGUUAUGCAGGCGCUGGCGGCUACUCAGUUGGCGGAGGAGGAGGAGGCGCAUAUCCGUUUGGCGGUGGUGGCGGCGGCAACUACGCAGGAGCAGGAGGUCAGUAUUCAGCUCCAGCUCCCUCUUACGCUGGACCAGCACCUAGCUAUGCAGGAGGCGGUGGAGGAGGACCAAGUUACGCAGGUGGAGGCCCAAGCUAUGCUGGUGGAGGCGGAGGCCCAAGCUAUGCCGGUGGAGGCGGAGGACCGAGCUAUGCUGGUGGCGGCGGAGGCCCAAGCUAUGCCGGUGGUGGCGGAGGACAGAGCUAUGCCGGUGGAGGCGGAGGACAAAGCUAUGCUAAAGGAGGAUAUGCUGGCGGAGGUGGAGGAUAUGCUGGCGGAGGAGGAGGAUCAAGUUAUUCCGCAGGAGGAGGAUCAAGCUAUUCUGGAGGAUCAAGCUACUCCGGCGCUAAAGGAGGCUACUCUGGUGGCAAAGGAGAGCGCUGGUGGCGGAUUCGAUAAUGCAAACACAGCAGUUGAAUCGGCUCCCGCUGCAGAGGAGGCCGAAGAAGUAGAGCCUGCUGGAGGAAUCGUAGUGGCAGUUUUGAAGAUAAGUCGGCCAUUAGCUGCGGGUGGAAGGCUACUUGACCAGGAGAUGCCAAUUAUUCAUCAACUUCUUAUGAAUAUGCCAAACGAGAUCCACUUGGAUGCCAUUUUGUCGGAUUCAUUAUAUCUCGCUUCACUUAUGCCACCACUCGCUCUGAAAACAGAGUUCUCCCGGCUGUACAGGCAGCGCGCCCGAGCAAUCAAUCGAAGAUGGGCACCAGUCUCGAGAUACGCUAUCACGAUGGUUGCAGCAGUUGGAAUAGCAGGAGCCGCUUACUACUUUUAA
Cooperia oncophora is the source of this 1110-nucleotide messenger RNA. Lineage: Eukaryota; Metazoa; Nematoda; Chromadorea; Rhabditida; Trichostrongylidae. The record is from the annotation of a GenBank genome assembly.